Messenger RNA from Phalacrocorax carbo (great cormorant), 2425 nucleotides. The record is from RefSeq and is a predicted model, not a curated record. Lineage: Eukaryota; Metazoa; Chordata; Aves; Suliformes; Phalacrocoracidae.
CACACAGCGUUGCGCAUGCGCACCUCUGCAGCGAGCGUGUCUCCCCGACCAUAUGCGCAUGCGCGAAGUUCCUCCUGUGCAGUGCGCUCUGGUGAAGACAUGGCAGCCGUUACCCCACAGAAAAGGAGCCGUCAUUCUUCCAAUACAGAUGGUUCACCCUUAGCCUUUGAGAAUCCUUGGAAAAAAAUGAUGAUAGGCUCUGCUGAAGGUCUGUCUCCACUCAAGAAAUCAAGAAAUAAUUGGUUUGCUUCCCAAAUAAAAUGGUCAUCGAGCUCCAGCGAUGAGAUGAAAGAAAAUGAGGCCGUCCCGGUGAAGCCGGCGCUGUCGAGGAGGCUGGAUGUUUCACCCCUUCAGGCAGCCAGUGUUCCCACAGCUGCACAGAGGGAGUCCCUGAGGAAAUUAUCCCCAAAGGCCGCUUCCUCGUACAAGCCCCUUGUGCCUGUGAUGUCUUUUUAUAGCAAGGAAAAGCGAUACCUUACUCCUCUUGAGAGGAAGCAAUUGAACAAGAACUGCUCUUCGGGUGGGAGGAACAGGGAUGAAAAUCUCCCAGCUGCCAGCAGGACUGAGAAGAUGAACACGAACUUGAGCAGGAACGCAGAAAGCUCAAAGCCAGCCAAGCACACAGCCAGCUCCAAGCAUGGCAAAACUGCCCCCAAAAUGCCGAAGAAGGUGAAGGGAGAGCUCCCGGUGGGAAAACCCAGUGUGGAGAAAGAGAAUGUGAAUUGCCUCAUAAAAAAGAAGAUGGAUUCGCCUUUCCGAGUCCUGAGCAUGACAGUUAAACCAGCCCUGAAGCUCCAGUUGGGAGCGGCGUUCUUUUCUGCCAGGAAGAAAUCGCACUCUAAAAAACCAGUUGUAGACGCCAAGUCGCCCCAGGGACCCCCCAGAUCUCUGCAAGAGAACGAUCGCCCCGGACCCCUGACAACUACAAAGUCCAAUUCAGCUGAUAGAAAGAAAAUUCUUAAGGCAGGCGGUGUAUUGAGAAGUAUUCCUGUGCCUCAGAAGAAGGAAAAUGAAAACAGGGAGGGCUUUACUGACUGUGCAAAUCAAGAGACAGAUGUGGCGUGCGAAGGAAGAACAUCUCCGCAGAAAAGCGGAAGCGCCUCCGGUCCCUUUUGCACACCCUGGUCUGCAGCUGCUGGAGAGAACGAUGCGGAGAACGUGGAUGUUGAUGAAAUCGGUUCUACGACCUGCGAGUCAGAUGAUUGUGUUAUUCUUUCAAGCCAAUCCCCACGUGAGGUGGGUAAGCGAGUGUCUCCUGCAAAUGCCGUUGUCUACCCCAUAUUCAGCGCACCUCCCACCAGCAAGAAGAGGGCGCAGGCUGCGCUGGAUGAACUGACUUCUCCAUUUGGGUCCAGCCCACCUGCAAAAACAUCUCACACCUUGCAGAAAAGCAAGAAGGCGAAAGAGCUCUGCAAGCAUUCCAGCGAUCAGAUGAUCAUUGAUGCUGGUCAGAAGCAUUUUGGUGCCAUAGUUUGCAAGUCGUGCGGCAUGAUCUACACGGCCGCUAGCCCAGAGGAUGAAGCCCAGCACAUCCAGCACCACGAGAGAUUCCUCGAGGGACUGAGAUACCUGGGUUGGAAGAAAGAACGGGUUGUGGCCGAGUUCUGGGAUGGGAAAAUCGUAUUGAUUCUUCCAAAUGACCCAAAAUAUGCCGUCAAGAAGGCAGAUGAUGUGCGAGAAAUUGUAGAUAACGAAUUGGGAUUCAAGCAAGUUUCUUUGCGCUGCCCAGCCAAGACUAAAACAUACUUGUUUGUGUCCAACGAGAUGGUCGUUGGGUGCUUAGUGGCUGAAUCGAUCAAGCAGGCUUUCCGGGUGCUGUCGGAGCCGGAACCUGCGCUGUCCCCCGGCCGGGACGCGCUGCAGCACCACCGGGCUUGGCGCUGCUCCACCGAGCCGGAGCCUGCCGUCUGCGGCAUCAGCAGGAUCUGGGUGUUUGGCCUGAGGCGCAGGAAGGGCAUCGCCCGUCGCAUGGUGGACGUGGUCAGGAGCACCUUCAUGUACGGCUGCUACCUGAGCACCGAAGAAAUCGCCUUCUCCGACCCGACACCGGACGGCAAGCUCUUUGCGAUGAACUACUGCCAAAUCCCCAACUUCCUUGUUUACAAUUUUAUUUAUAACAACUGAGUUCAACUUAUUAGAAGCUGAGGUUUGUUUAAAUAAUCUAAAAGAAUUUUAUGUUUAAAUUAAUAAGCAUUUUUAACCUGGCUAAAAGCUGUUUUCCUGCUGAGCGCUGGUCCUUCCUCUCCCUGUGCGCGAGCUGGGGGAGAACGUGUCACUUUGUGUACAGAGUUGUAUUUUAGUGUGUGCCGUGAAACCUUGCUUGGAUUUCAGGUAGGUUUGUUUCUUCUGAAAUGAAAUUUUAUUGUGAGUAACUUAAUUUCUUUAAGAGGUUUAAUUAAUAUAAAGAUGGUUGUUUUCUCCCUGA